GGAAUAAUAUCUGUCUUCUCACCUCUUUCCAUUAGUAAUCGACCAAGCUUCCUGUUGAUCCCCUCUCAUUUCUCUUCUUCACACUCACACAACAGUCUGUAUUCCUACGUUUUUCUCUGCUUUCACAGAAGCUAUCUUGUGUCAUCGCUUUAAGAGAUAAUGGCGCUUAGAGAGCUGCUUCUAUAUAUAGUUUUGCUUCUGGUUAUUUCUCAGAUGUCGUCGCAGUCGUACCAGGACGAAGAUCAAGACAUUGAUCUCAAUCAGAUUCCUGGCAGUGGUGGGAACGGGAGCUCAAAAGUUGGCAUAGAUUGCCCAAAGUUGUGUGGAGAGAGGUGCAAGCUCCAUUCUCGACCCAACAGGUGCCUGAGAGCGUGCGGGACGUGCUGCGACCGAUGCCAAUGCGUGCCGCCGGGCACUUCCGGCAACAAGGAGGUCUGCGGCACAUGCUACAUCAACAUGACCACCCACAGAAACGAAUCCAAGUGCCCUUAGACACCCAAUCUCUCUCGCUAUCUCAUCAAUGUUAUCUUUCUCUCUUCUAAACAUAUAUUUCUGAGGUGUAGUGUGAGAAGCCUUGGUUAUAUGUAUCUACAUGUGUGUGUCUAUUAUGUGGUUUUGCAGAGACUCGGUCUGGCUUUAGUGUGCCCUAGUUGUAAUAAUCAUCAGAAGUAUAUAUGGCUUCAUCUCUGUCUAAGUAUUUAAAUU
Amborella trichopoda is the source of this 705-nucleotide messenger RNA. RefSeq names its product cypmaclein. Lineage: Eukaryota; Viridiplantae; Streptophyta; Magnoliopsida; Amborellales; Amborellaceae. The record is from RefSeq and is a predicted model, not a curated record.